AGCCUCACCGAGGAGAACACGGACGAGAGCCCUGCCCUCUGUGCGCCCCCCAGGGCUGCCCAGGAUGGAGGUGCCCUGAGAAGGCCCCCCCGGCUCGCAGCACGGACCACGCUCGGUUGCCCCAGCACCUCGGGGUCCUGCGGGAAGGAGCCACCGUGAGGGAGACGGGGAAAAAGAGCGAGACCCCGGCUGGGGAUCCCAGGCAGGAGCAGAGCAGGCCUCCUCCCGGCUUCAUGAAUGUCUGAUUUUGCCAGCUGCGGGCUGCAAAUUCACAGAACCGGCUCAGAGAAUUUCGCUGCCACGGCCGGUUUUGGGGUGGCCCUUCUGGAGCAGACGCUGGGCAGGGCCUGGGCCGGCAAGAUGCCCCCUUGCCCUCCCCAGCAGGGCCGGGCCCGGACAACGCUCCUGUCCGCACCACAGCUGAGUGAGCCUGGCCAGCAGGGGGAGAUGGAGCUGACCUGGCAGGAGAUCAUGUCCAUCGCGGAGCUGCAGGGCCUGGAUGUGCCGAAUGAGACCCCCUAUGACCCCGCACUCUACACCCUCAUGCACCAAAUGGCGCCCACUGCCAACUACGGGCACUGCCCAGCGCUGGGGGAUGGCCCAGUGCCCAGCUGCAGCCAGCCUGCCCCAGUGUAUGACCGCCACUAUCUGGAUGCCAUGGUGGCCCCCUGCCCCCGGCUGGGGAUGGGCCCCGUGCCCCCUAUAGACCCCCCUUAUGGCUACACUGGGAUGCUGAUCUCCUCCAGCCUUGACCCGGGGCCGGAAACCACCGCCCUGAGCCAGAUGGGCACUAACAAGACUCCGUCUCUGUCCGGGCUGCUAAGCGAGUCCCAGGGGGAGGCCAGCAGGCGGGCUGAGGGGGGCCGGGCUGAGGGCUACGGCCCCCCGCCACCCUGCAAUGCCCAGGAGGACUUGGAGUCAGAUUCGGGCCUGUCACUCAACUACAGCGACGCCGAUUCCAUGGAGACAGAGGGGCUGGAGCCCAGCAGGCUGCGGCCCGACUACGCGGAGAUGUACCCCGUGGACUACGGCCCGCACUACCCCUUGCUGCCCACCUUGCAGGAGGUGCCCCCCUUUGCCAUGCAGCCCCUGGAGCCGUUCAAGCCCCAGCUGGAGAAGGGCCGGGUGCCUCCGCGGGCCGAGCUGGCCUGCAGCCGGGACGAGCGCCGCGCCCUGGCCAUGAAGAUCCCCUUCCCCACCGAGAAGAUCGUCAACCUGCCGGUGGAUGACUUCAACGAGCUGGUGUCCAAGUACCAGCUGACGGAGCCGCAGCUGGCGCUGAUCCGGGACAUCCGGCGCCGUGGCAAGAACAAGGUGGCGGCCCAGAACUGCCGCAAGCGCAAGCUGGAGAACAUCGUGCAGCUGGAGCAGGAGCUGGAGCAGCUGGGGCGGGAGCGGCAGCAGCUGCUGCGGGACCGCUGUGAGGUGGACAAGACCCUGGGCCUCAUGAAGCAGAAGCUGGGCCAGCUGUACCGCGAGGUCUUCCUCAUGCUGCGGGACGAUGCGGGGAACCCCUACUCGCCCGACGAGUUCUCCCUGCAGCUCACCGCCGACGGCGGCAUCUUUCUGGUGCCACGCAGCAAGAAACUGGACAGCGGGGACUGA
Molecule: messenger RNA, 1605 nt
Organism: Emys orbicularis (European pond turtle)
Lineage: Eukaryota; Metazoa; Chordata; Testudines; Emydidae
Gene: NFE2
Product: nuclear factor, erythroid 2
Exons: 4
Coding region: 238-1605 (455 amino acids)
Biological process (GO): regulation of transcription by RNA polymerase II
Cellular component (GO): nucleus
Molecular function (GO): DNA-binding transcription factor activity, RNA polymerase II-specific; RNA polymerase II cis-regulatory region sequence-specific DNA binding
Source: RefSeq, a predicted model, not a curated record